UGGUACCGCAGACCGGUAAGUACAGAGCUACUGUACCACCCUGUUUAAGAUCCAGCGCGAGUGGAUCAGUUCGAAAUAGCAAAUUUCAAUCUCUUCCACAAACAUGAAAUACUUGUUGCUGGCUGCCGUUGUGGCAUUCCUAUUCCUCCAAGUUUUCGCAGCUGUGCCCUACCCACCACCUCUUGAUCGGAAUUUAUCGGAAGACUACAAUGAGAACCUGGAAAAUUACUUGAGAACCGACAAACGUGCUUGCAUUCGCCGUGGUGGUGGAUGCGACGGCAAGCCUAAUGACUGCUGUGCCAACUCAUCUUGCAGAUGCAACCUCUGGGGGACCAACUGCAGGUGCGAGCGUGCUGGUCUUUUCCAACAGUGGGGGAAAUAAACGAGCAGUCUGAGAAAGAGUCGUACGCACUUUUCGACACGUGAAAUCCCUGUUUUCUUCAGUGUAUAUGUUCGAAUUGAUGUACGUGUGUGUAAUUAUGUAUUAUCAGUUUGACCAAUCACGGUAUGCGUAGACGUGUUACUCAUUACUGCGUCGAAAUUCAGAAUUGCAUUUUGUUCUGUAAAUAGUAAUCAUAUAUUUAUUGCGUUUUUCCUUCUUUACCAAUUAUAAACUCAAGUUUAUGAAACCUUGGACUGAAGAUGAGCGAUUCCGAA
Messenger RNA from Uloborus diversus, 657 nucleotides. RefSeq names its product U8-agatoxin-Ao1a-like. The coding region runs from base 104 to 382 and encodes 92 amino acids. Lineage: Eukaryota; Metazoa; Arthropoda; Arachnida; Araneae; Uloboridae. The transcript has 4 exons. Gene Ontology annotation, cellular component: extracellular region. Gene Ontology annotation, molecular function: ion channel inhibitor activity. The record is from RefSeq and is a predicted model, not a curated record.